This is a messenger RNA of Didymosphaeria variabile, 2463 nucleotides long. RefSeq lists its product as uncharacterized. Lineage: Eukaryota; Fungi; Ascomycota; Dothideomycetes; Pleosporales; Didymosphaeriaceae. Gene Ontology annotation, cellular component: mitochondrial membrane. The coding region runs from base 1 to 2463 and encodes 820 amino acids. The transcript is spliced from 3 exons. The record is from RefSeq and is a predicted model, not a curated record.
AUGCCGUCAACGUCGAAGUCGCAUAGGAGCUCGGCGGCGGAACAAGCGCCGGAUCUCAGCAUUACUGCCGACGAUGAGGUCCAUCUCCAUGCCGCUGGAUACAACGAGUCCUCCGAGCGUGAAGUUAUAAACAGCAUGGCGCGAUUCCGAUCCUCGCCCCUCGACUUCAUACGUGAGGUCUCUCUACAUGUCUCGGGUACAGGAUGGCGCUCCUAUGACGAUGUUAUUGGGCAACCAAUCUUCUAUAACGGGUUUUCCGAGAACAUGAAGUCCAUGGUGCUCAAAAAUCCCAUGCUGGUCAAGAAAGUACGCGAUCUUGCGGAUUGGAGAGUGCAGGUUGAGGCAAAAGAAGGACUGCUAGGCGAGGAGGUCAUGAAUGGCCAAGCUCGAGCUGGGAACAGCGACAAGAAGAGGAAGCGGCGGAUACAAAUUGAGGAGAGCCUCCUAGAGGUCUGUGAGACAAUGACGGAUAAUAUGAUAUGCAAGAUGGAAUCCAAACGCUUCAUUCGCGGCGCGUACUACCUCGCCACUCAACUCCUGACCCGCGCAUACCACCAGGGCGUACACGUUUCAAGUGAGGAAGUCCUCCGCCUCCGCGCUGUCGCCGCAAAAGCAGCAAAGGCCAAACAAGCAAUCAUCUUCCUCCCUUGUCACCGUUCGCACGUGGACUAUGUCUCCCUUCAGAUCAUAUGCUAUCGCCUUGGCCUGGCGCUCCCCACCGUUGUCGCGGGUGAUAAUCUGAACUUCCCUGUUGUUGGAGCGUUCCUCCAACAUGCGGGUGCUAUGUGGAUCCGGAGGAGUUUUGGAGACGACCAAUUAUACCAGACACUCGUCCAGGCCUAUAUAGACACGCUGCUGCAGAACGGGUUCAACUUAGAGUGCUUCGUCGAGGGAGGGCGAAGUCGGACGGGCAAGUUGUUGCCGCCCAAAUUUGGUAUAUUAAGUUAUAUGCUGGAUAGCAUCGCUAGUGGCAGGGUUGCGGAUGCGAUUAUCUGUCCGGUCUCGACGCAGUAUGACAAAGUCAUUGAGGUCGAGUCGUAUAUCAGUGAGCUGCUAGGUCAGCCCAAACCAAAAGAGAAUCUCAAAGACUUCCUCUCAUCGUCGUCUAUACUUUCAUUAAAGUUGGGUCGCGUUGACGUCCGCUUCCACGAGCCGUGGUCCCUAAGAAAGUUCAUCGAUGAGCAGCAGGGGCGCUUUAGCAGGCUUCCGCGGCAGCUCGAUUUUAAGGACCAGCGGGCACGGUUGCUGCGUACGCUUGGUUUCAAGGUUUUGAGCGACAUCAACGAUGUCUCCGUCGUGAUGCCAACUGCCCUUGUCGGUACUGUUCUACUGACAUUGAGAGGGCGAGGUGUAGGCAAGUCGGAAUUGAUUAGAAGGGUGGAGUGGUUGAGCGAGCGUGUUAGAGCGCAAGGAGGCAGAGUCGCUCAUUUCGCUGGUCUACCGACGAGCGUCGUCGUAGAGAGGGCUCUCGAGGUCCUGGGUCCUGGACUCGUUGGUCUGGUACCUGGACUACCUGAAGACACAUUUUACGCAGUGGAUAGAUUCCAGCUCUCCUUCUACCGUAAUAUGACCAUACACCUAUUUAUCCUCCAAUCUCUCGUCUCCGCCGCCCUCUACACCUCCGUGAAACAAGGUGGCUCCCCGUCUCAACAGCGCAUUUCUUUCACCGCUCUCCGCGACCAAGUAUCGUUCCUCUCGCAACUUUUCCGUGGCGAAUUCAUCUUCCCAACGGAAGGCCUUGAGCAAAACCUUUCCAAAACACUUGCCACACUCGAAAUGGAGAACAUUAUCAAAGUCACGCGAGAUCCCAAUAACAGCGAAAUCGUAGAGUGGGUAGAGCUUAGCGAUCAGGAAAGGGCGCAGGGCCGCGAGAACUUCGACUUCUACUGUUUCUUGAUUUGGCCGUUCAUUGAAGCGGCGUGGCUCGGUGCCAUUAGCUUACUCAUGUUGACGCCGCCAGUUGGCAGAAAAGCGGAGGACAGUUGGCUGCCGAUGAAGAAUGUACAGGACGUGGCGCAGGUCUUAGGAAAGACGCUAUAUCACCAGGGUGACCUUUCUUACUUUGAAGCCGUUAACAAAGAGACGUUGAAGAACACGUAUCAGAGAUUUGAGGAGGAUGGCAUGAUUCUCGUUGCCAAGUCUAAAGAUAAAAAGACGCCUGCUACGAUACGGUUGGCAGACGAAUGGCUUCCUUCGAGGGAUGCGAAGGGAUGCGUGAAGGCUGAGGGCCCCCUUUGGGCUUUUGCGGAGAGGAUCAGCAUUUCAAGAAGGGAGGGCAAGAAUCGGAGAGAUGGGGCGACUGUGCAGACGAGGGUGUUGAGUCUUGCUGAUAGGGUUGGGACUGAAUUGUGGGAGGGAGGCAACAUGACGGCGACGAGGGAUAAGGAGGCAGAAAGUGCAGCUGCGAAGGCGAAGAAGAGAAGGGGGAAGACGAAGUUGGCUGUUCCUGCGUCAAGGCUUUGA